GGACCUGGACCUUCCCCUUGAGGUCUCCGGGGCCGGCGCGCCCCUCAGCCCGCCUCCCGCUUUCGGUCUGUCAGCGGGCGGUAGACCUCAGGCACCAGCGCGGCCGCUCUGUGAGGCUGGGCCCUCCUGCGACGCUCGCAGCUUCUGGCGCUUACAGGUUUCCAGGCCAGGGCAAUGUUCCGCACCGCAGUGAUGAUGGCGGCCAGCCUGGCGCUGACAGGAGCAGUGGUGGCUCACGCCUACUACCUCAAGCACCAGUUCUACCCCACUGUGGUGUACUUGACCAAGUCCAGCCCCAGCAUGGCAGUCCUGUACAUCCAGGCCUUCGUUCUUGUCUUCCUCUUGGGCAAGGUGAUGGGCAAAGUGUUCUUUGGACAACUGAGGGCAGCAGAAAUGGAGCACCUUCUGGAACGUUCCUGGUAUGCAGUCACUGAGACUUGUCUGGCCUUCACUGUCUUUCGGGAUGACUUCAGCCCCCGCUUUGUUGCGCUCUUCACUCUCCUUCUCUUCCUCAAGUGUUUUCACUGGCUGGCUGAGGACCGUGUGGAUUUUAUGGAACGCAGCCCCAAUAUCUCCUGGCUCUUUCACUGCCGCAUUGUCUCCCUUAUGUUCCUCCUGGGUAUCCUGGACUUCCUCUUCGUCAGCCAUGCCUAUCACAGCAUCCUGACCCGUGGGGCCUCUGUGCAGCUGGUGUUUGGCUUUGAGUACGCCAUCCUGAUGACUAUGGUGCUCACCAUCUUCAUCAAGUACGUGCUGCACUCCGUGGACCUCCAGAGCGAAAACCCUUGGGACAAUAAGGCUGUGUACAUGCUCUACACAGAACUGUUUACAGGGUUCAUCAAGGUUCUGCUAUACAUGGCUUUCAUGACCAUUAUGAUCAAGGUGCAUACCUUCCCUCUGUUUGCCAUCCGGCCUAUGUACCUGGCCAUGAGGCAGUUCAAGAAAGCUGUGACAGACGCCAUCAUGUCUCGCCGAGCUAUCCGCAACAUGAACACAUUGUACCCAGAUGCCACCCCAGAGGAACUCCAGGCAAUGGAUAAUGUAUGUAUCAUUUGUCGAGAAGAGAUGGUGACUGGUGCCAAGAGACUGCCCUGCAACCACAUUUUCCAUACCAGCUGCCUGCGCUCCUGGUUCCAGCGGCAGCAGACCUGCCCUACCUGCCGUAUGGAUGUUCUUCGUGCAUCACUGCCAACUCAGUCACCACCACCCCCUGAACCUGCGGAUCAGGGGCCACCACCUGCCCCCCACCCCCCACCACUCCUGCCGCAGCCCCCCAACUUCCCCCAGGGCCUCCUGCCUCCCUUUCCUCCAGGCAUGUUCCCGCUGUGGCCCCCCAUGGGCCCCUUUCCACCUGUCCCACCUCCCCCCAGCUCAGGAGAGGCUGCAGCCCCUCCAUCCACCAGUGCAGCAGCCCUUUCUCGGCCCAGUGGAGCAGCCACAACCACAGCUGCUUCUGCUGCCUCUGCCACAGCACCUGGCUCUGCCCCCACCUCCGAGGCUGCCCCCACUCCAGGGUUCCCCUUCCCCCCUCCCUGGAUGGGCAUGCCACUGCCACCACCGUUUGCCUUCCCCCCAAUGCCUGUGCCCCCUGCUGGCUUUGCUGGGCUGACCCCAGAGGAGCUUCGGGCUUUGGAAGGCCAUGAGCGGCAGCACCUGGAGGCUCGGCUGCAAAGCCUGCGCAACAUCCACACGCUGCUGGACGCUGCCAUGCUGCAGAUCAACCAGUACCUCACUGUGCUCGCCUCCUUGGGGCCCCCCCGGCCUGCCACCUCAGUCAACCCCACUGAGGAGACUACCCCUACAGUUGUCGCCGCUGCCUCCUCCACCAGCACCCCCAGCUCUGACGCCACUACCCCAUCCCCAGGAGCUUCCCCACCAGCCCCAGAACCUGAAAAGCCUCCAGGUAGUUGUGGUCAGCCUACGGGUGUGAGUGUGAGAGUGAGGCAGAGGACUUCUCUGUGUUCCACUUCUGAUUUCUCUCUGUCCCCAGCGCCUGAGUCAGUGGGCACCGAGGAGCUGCCUGAGGAUGGGGAGCCUGAUGCAGCAGAGCUCCGCCGCCGCCGCCUGCAAAAGUUGGAGUCCCCUGUUGCCCACUGACACUGCCCUAGUCCUGGCCCCUGCUCCCACUCUCUUGAGCAGCCCUUGCUGGAACAUGUCCUGCCACCAAGUGCCAGCUCCCUCUCUAUCUGUACCAGGGAGUAGUAACCCCCCACAUCUGGGACAGAGGAGGUGGCAUCCCCUAGGCCAAGUGGAAAAAGGCCUAAGGCCCCAGUUGACUCUAGCCCUUACAGUCCUAGGCAGUCAUGGGGAUCUUGAGUCAGUUCCAGCCUUCUUCUCCAACUUUUCAGCCCUGUGUUCUGCUGGGGCCAUGAAGGCAGAACAGCACAGCCUCUGAGAAGCUUCUAUCCCUCCACUCCUUUCUUGGAGAAGGGGCAACCCUUCCGAGCCCCACUUGUGUGUGUGGAGUCACGCUGCAGUACCAAACAGUAUUAGCUCCCAUUCCUAAGUGUGGACUCAAGGGGCUGGGGACAGACCCGGAACUUGCUCCCUGGCCCACCAACCAAGACUGGUAUCAAUAUCCUUUUCUUACCCUAAACUCCCCAGAAGCCCUUUGUGGUGGUGGCUGUGUCCCUUAUGCCCUGUGACAUUUCCAGUGUCUUACUGGCAACCACACAACUCAGGGAAAGGAGUGCCUGGGGGCGGAGAAGCAGGAGGGCAGCACUGAGGGACACUGCCCAAAAAGGCCUCUGUCUCCCUGUAGCGUGUCUAAAGCGACACUGUCCCUGGCCACACCCAGCAGCCACUGCCCAGCCUCACUCCAGGCUGAGGGCUUGUGUGUCUGCUUUGGAACCACUGCAAGCCCCAGAAUCUACGGAAGGCCACUUCUCAACUUAUAGAAUUUUUCUCAAGUUUAGAAGAAUUGGAAUUACUUCCUUGCUAUUUUCUUUGGCUUAAAUUUGUCUUUGAAUUUGAAUGCUUGACCCCAGGAAAGAGAAGCAGGAAUGCAAGUCUCCUAGUCUUUCCAGUUUAGAAAAGCCUGGGCCAGGUAGGGAACAUAGGAGCCAAGGCCUGCCUGUCCCUGACUUUUCCCCCUUGGUUUUGUGUUACGUGAGUUGCUGGAGUUUCAGAUGAUUAUUUAAUUUGUAAAUAUUGUACAAAUUUUAAUAGCUUAAAUUGUAUAUACAGCCAAAUAAAAACUUGCAUUAACAA
This is a messenger RNA of Miniopterus natalensis, 3210 nucleotides long. It is a transcript of the gene SYVN1, whose product is annotated as synoviolin 1. Gene Ontology annotation, molecular function: ubiquitin protein ligase activity. Gene Ontology annotation, cellular component: endomembrane system. NCBI's taxonomy places the organism in Eukaryota, Metazoa, Chordata, Mammalia, Chiroptera, Miniopteridae. The record is from RefSeq and is a predicted model, not a curated record. Gene Ontology annotation, biological process: ERAD pathway; proteasome-mediated ubiquitin-dependent protein catabolic process.